AUGGCGGAUCGACUUGCGCCAAUUACAGCUUUUGCGACCAGCCGACGGCACCAGCUGAUUGUCAUCUCAUGCUACACGCGUUUCGACAACUUGGCACAUGGUCCCCGGGGCAAAGAGGCCAAGAAGAGCCUCUACACCUUCUGGAUGGACACCAGUGACGGCCAGCUGGUGCUGCUGUCAGUGGUCCAGGAGGAUUGCAUGAACCCGGCCUUCUCGCGCUGGCACCCAAGGAAAAACGUCAUGUACACCUGCACGGAGUCGGUUGCGGAAAACGGCAAGAUCGAUGCCUGGAGCGUUAAUCCGAAGAAUGGGCAGCUUACCAACAUCGGCAGCUUCGAUGCUGGGGGGACUUCCACAUGUUACAUCACCUUGGACAAGGCAUGUGAGAAUAUGCUGGUGGUCAACUACUGGAAUGCGACGAUCGGCGUCUUCGCCCUGGACAAGGCGACGGGAGCCGUGAGCUGCCGGCGCUCCCUCUUCGAUCCCAACGAGGGAAGGCCGAUGAAGGCGCGUCACGAUGCCCAUGUCAAUCACUCGGAGAACGAUCCGAGCGCACAGCAGGAGAGGCAGGCGGACCCGCACUCGCAUGCCGUGAUCCUGGACCCGUUCUAUGGCCGGAUCGCCUACGUGCCGGAUCUCGGCAUGGAUCUGAUCCGACAGUUCUACUACGAUCCGGAGGCUGGUGAGCUCACUGCCGCCGGGACCAUGUCUUCUGGGCCACCAGGCCGCAAGGCUCUAGGCCCUCGGUACAUCGAGUUCCACCCGACUCUGCCGAUUUGCUAUGUGGUGAACGAGCUGGCAUCCGACAUUUCGGUCUUCGAAUUCGACCACGAAGCUACGGAGGCAGUCAUCAAAGGCGGGCGCCCGGGAGCCGCCCAGGCGCAGCCGACCUUGCGCCUGGUGCAGUCCGUUCGCACCAUCCCAGAUGCAUUCCCAGGGGAGGCCAACACUUGCGGUCGAGUGGCCGUGCACUCCUCUGGGAAUUUCGUCCUCGUCUCGAACCGGGGCCACGACAGCAUCACCGUCUUCAGGGUGCACUACACGCACGGCCACAGAGGCUUGUUGUCGGUUGCCGUGACGCAGCACACCCGAGGAGCGACCCCCAGGCAUUUUCAGUUUGACAGCUCCGGGCAGUGGCUCAUUACCGCGAACCAGGACUCCGACAACAUCUCGGUCUUCAGGUUCAACCUGGCAACUGGAAAGCUUGAGUGGACGGGAAAUGAGUACGAGGUGCCCUCCCCAAACUUCGUCUGCAACGUGGGUGGCCAUUUUGUGGUGAAUUUCACGCAAUGUGGACUCGUGGAUUCACCGGAGCACUCCUGGCUCAGAGAGAUGGCGGGCUGCGAUACCUGUGCAGCACUGUCCAAAGCCGAUGAAGCGCUUCUUCGGCACGCUAUCGAGUGCUCCCGCCGGGCUGUAAAGAACGGGAAUCACCCGUUUGGCUGCGUGAUCGUGGUACGGAAGUCGGACGGUGGUGUCCUGGAGACGAUCGACGCAGAGAAUCGCGUUGUUACCGACAACGACCCUUCGGCGCAUGCGGAGAUGUGUGGCGUUCGCCUCCUAGGCACAGCAGCUGCCGCUGCACGGGAGUCCAAGCGUUUUGACGGCUGCUCCUUCGAAUUGUUUACCAGCACCGAGCCGUGUGUCAUGUGCUGCGGUGCGAUAUAUUGGUCUUUUAUGAUCGACCGCGUGGUGUACGCAUGCCCCGAGGCGGGGCUAGCCCGCCACGCUGGGGACGACUUUUUGGCCUCUUGUCGCGAGACACUGGCGAAAGGCAAGCGCCCUAUCAGGGUGGACGGCCCAUUCCUAGCUGAGGAGGCAGAGAAGCUGCAUGCGGAGUUCUGGCCAGGCUUCUUGGCCUCGCUUGAAAUGGUCUUCCGAGGAGGGCCCGAGAUCAAGCCUCUGAGUCGCCUCCGUUUGUCCGCUGCCCAAACAAACGGUGCCAUGCGGCAGCCUCGGGAGCACCUGGAACCAGCGGCAAUGCAGAUGUCUCACUGUGUGCACAACUCGGUCAUUCUGUCUGGUGCGAAGUGUCUUUUACCGAAUGGUGGCAGGUGGCACCUGAACAUCCCCAUCUUCCGAUGCCUGGACAAGGUGGCAGAACACGAAAAAGGCGCAGUAUUAUCGCUGGCCAGGACCUGGUGGGGUUUUGCGGAGAAUGCGCCCAAGGUCCUAAAGACUGUCCGGCUCAACGGCCUGGUACCUUUGCAGACAGCCAGAACGGCACCGGGGCCCCCUCGGCCCACGCCCACGAGCGCGUGCGCUUUCGACAGGCCAGGGCCAAGCGAGGCCUUGGCUUCGGAGCCCAUCACUGACAUUGGCUUCGAGGUCCUGCGCGCAGCUGCGAGAGGGUCUGGCAGCCGCAUGCAGGGUGCGAGCCAGCGCAGCGCCACGACCGUCGAAGGCGGCUUCGUCAGAGCCGUGAAGCCGCUGCCGGGCUCUUGCAAGAUCUUCCGCCUGCGGCCAGGCAUGUCUGCCGGACAGCCUAAUCGGCACUACAGCACCUGCAUGGGGCACAGUGUCGGCCAUGGUGAGGAGUAG
This is a messenger RNA of Symbiodinium sp. CCMP2592, 2541 nucleotides long. NCBI's taxonomy places the organism in Eukaryota, Dinophyceae, Suessiales, Symbiodiniaceae. The record is from the annotation of a GenBank genome assembly.